AUGGUCGAAAAGGCACGCAAACUUAGCGCAUUACGGCUAAGAUACAACUUACCAUCACACGAGGAACCCCCAGACGCAGAUUACAUGGACGUGGACGACUCCUUCUUCUUAGCCCACGACGUAAACGCCGUAAACCGCAUCAUGAAAAUCUCAGAAAAACACCUCCGGGAAUUUCUCCGGCAGUGCCUGUCGAAGUACGAGAAGGCCAAAGUAGAACCCGGGUCAGCAGUAGGUGCCGUUGGCGCUCAGUCCAUCGGUGAACCAGGAACCCAGAUGACCCUGAAGACUUUCCAUUUCGCUGGUGUCGCCUCCAUGAACGUUACUCUCGGAGUUCCGCGUAUCAAAGAAAUCAUCAACGCUUCGAAGGCCAUCAGCACGCCUAUCAUCACCUGCACGCUAGUGACAGAGGACGACGAGCGAGCCGCAAGAAUUGUCAAGGGUAGGAUUGAAAAGACUUAUUUGGAAGAUAUAAUAUCCUACAUAGAGGACGUCUGCUCCCGAGACGACAACUACAUCAGCAUUCGCCUGGACCAAGAAACCAUCAGCAAGCUCCAACUAGAACUAACAAUCGACGAUAUCGUAACUGCCCUUGUAAAAGCCAAGCUGAAAAUCAUCCGCCAAGACAUCCGUGUAAUCGGCAACAGGAUAAGGAUCUAUGUGCACGAGAUGGCGGAGAAGGACCGGAAACGCACAAAGGACGAGUCGGACGUCUUCCUGCGCGUGCAGAACCUGAAACGUGCGCUGCCGCGCGUGGUGGUGAAGGGGUACCCGAACGCAGCGAGGGCAGUGGUCAAGAAGGAUGACAAGACGGGGAAGAACCAGAUCUUGGUGGAGGGCUACGGGCUCAAGCUCUGCAUGAACACGGAUGGCGUGGUGGGCACGAAGACGAAGUCGAACAGCAUCAUGGAGAUGAGGGAGGUUUUGGGAAUUGAGGCUGCAAGAGGCUCAAUCAUAGACGAAAUAUCCUACACCAUGCGUGAGCACGGCAUGGACAUCGACCCUCGCCACAUGCAACUUCUCGGCGACGUAAUGACAUACAAAGGCGAGGUUCUAGGGAUCACGCGAUUCGGACUAGCCAAGAUGCGCGACAGCGUCCUACAGCUUGCCUCGUUCGAGAAGACCACCGACCACCUCUUCGAGGCCGCCUUCCACAUGAAGAGUGACGCCGUCGAGGGCGUGUCCGAGUGCAUUAUCCUUGGCCAGUCUAUGAGCAUCGGCACAGGCUCUUUCAAGGUCGUCCGGAGGCUCAUGAUCGAUCCGUGCGACCUGGUCCCUAAGAAGCUGGUGUUUGAGGAGGCUUACGCGAAAAUGUACCAUCAUCCGAGUAAGAAGCCGGGUCGUGGGCGGUGAUUCUUUGAGACAUUCCCCUUUCUUCGGGUUUGGGGGGCCCGAGGGUGUUGGGUGGGCUAUUCGCUAUCUAUGACAAUAGCCAAUUCCCCCGGAAAUCAUUGUUAGGUCUGAUAUUAUCAUUGCGGCCAUAGCCCUGUGCGGCAUGAUACGGUGUAUCAUAACACAUCUAAUGGUCUUACAAAACACAGAGUAUGAUAUCCCAUGAAAUGAAUUAACAUGUGGACGCAGCCUAAAAUUGUAUGCCGGAAAUUAAUGGCUGAUCUAAAGAAUAAAUUGAAUUGGGUAUUGUCCUAUGCAUUUAA
Tuber melanosporum (Perigord truffle) is the source of this 1652-nucleotide messenger RNA. RefSeq lists its product as uncharacterized. The coding region runs from base 1 to 1350 and encodes 449 amino acids. Gene Ontology annotation, molecular function: DNA binding; DNA-directed RNA polymerase activity. The record is from RefSeq and is a predicted model, not a curated record. Lineage: Eukaryota; Fungi; Ascomycota; Pezizomycetes; Pezizales; Tuberaceae. The transcript has 5 exons. Gene Ontology annotation, biological process: DNA-templated transcription.